Molecule: messenger RNA, 2453 nt
Organism: Megalobrama amblycephala (Wuchang bream)
Lineage: Eukaryota; Metazoa; Chordata; Actinopteri; Cypriniformes; Xenocyprididae
Exons: 16
Coding region: 87-2240 (717 amino acids)
Source: RefSeq, a predicted model, not a curated record
GGUGAGUCAAACAGACAGGAUAAAUCACUCUUACAGCGCUGAAGAAUCUAUUGAUCUAUUUUUCUGAGAACAGAAACAAUCACAGGAUGUUCAGGCUCUUGCUGCUCCUGUUGGCUGUGGCUGGUCUUCAUGCAAGACCGCUGCAUCGAUUCCCAAAUGGUAGACUGAAGCAAACUGGGCCACAAAUGGUCCAAGACGAACCUAGGGACAACUCAGUUCUGAAGGACAAUGGUGUGAAACUCAAGAAGCAAAUACCAGUUCCUGUUGAGUUCUGCAGGCAGGGAACAGAACCUUCCAGACGCUUCCUGAUGGAUCUCAACACUGGGAUGCUCAAGGAGGAAGUUGGCGAAAUGAACAGAAGAGUUUCCGGCUUCUACAAUCCUCCAGCUGCUGAGAUGAGGAAGGGAACUCAGAAUUCUCAAGCCAUUUUGGUGGAUCCCAGAACUGGACAGAUGCUGCCAUCACUAAAUGAGCUGCAGAGGAACACAGCGCCAUUGGAUGAGUUCAGACAAGGCACUGAACACCAGCUGCACAUCCUGGAGGAGCUCAGAAUGCAUCACAUGAUCAAACCACAGUACAGCCCUCAGAGCGAAAGACAUGAGCAGAGAGCAAUACCUGCUGAAGUGUACAGGAAAAGCACUGAACCUUCCAAAAAUGUCCUAAUGGACCUGAACACCGGUCUACUCAAAGAACACAGGAAUGAGGUGGACAGGAGAGUAGUGGGCUCAGCUAAAUGGGAAGUGGUUUCUGGCCCUGAGCAUGAAGACAUAAAAAACCAAGACUCUUCUGAACGUAAGGAGAACCACAUAGCGGUUCCUGCUGAGUUACGCAGGCAGGGAACAGAACCUUCCAGACGCUUCCUGAUGGACAUGAACACCGGCAUGCUCAUACAUGAAGUUGGCGAAAUGAACAGAAGAGUUUCUGGCUUCUACAAUCCUCCAGCUUAUGAGAUGAGGAAGGGAACUCAAAAUUCACACGUCACUCUGGUGGAUCCCAGAACUGGACUGAUGCUGCCGUCACUAACAGAGCAGCAGAGGAACGCAGCACCAUUGGAUGAGUUCAGACAAGGAACUGAAUACAAGCCGUACAUCCUACAGGAGCUCAGAAUGACUGAGAUGCAAAAACCAGGCAAUAAACCUUCCAGAAACCUCCUGUUGGACCUGAACACCGGUCUACUCAAAGAACACCAAAAUAAGAUGGACAGAAGACCAGGCUCAGCUAAAUGGGAAGUGGUUUCUGGCCCUGAGCAUGAGGACAUAAAAAGCCAAGACUCUUCUGAACGUAAGGAGAACCACAUAGCGGUUCCUGCUGAGUUACGCAGGCAGGGAACAGAACCUUCCAGACGCUUCCUGAUGGACAUGAACACCGGCAUGCUCAUACAUGAAGUUGGCGAAAUGAACAGAAGAGUUUCUGGCUUCUACAAUCCUCCAGCUUAUGAGAUGAGGAAGGGAACUCAAAAUUCACACGUCACUCUGGUGGAUCCCAGAACUGGACUGAUGCUGCCGUCACUAACAGAGCAGCAGAGGAACGCAGCACCAUUGGAUGAGUUCAGACAAGGAACUGAAUACAAGCCGUACAUCCUACAGGAGCUCAGAAUGACUGAGAUGCAAAAACCAGGCAAUAAACCUUCCAGAAACCUCCUGUUGGACCUGAACACCGGUCUACUCAAAGAACACCAAAAUAAGAUGGACAGAAGACCAGGCUCAGCUAAAUGGCAAGUGGUUUCUAGCCCUGAGCAUGAGGACAUAAAAAGCCAUGACUCUUCUGAACGUAAGGAGAACCACAUAGCGGUUCCUGUUGAGUUACGCAGGCAGGGAACAGAACCCUCCAGACGCUUCCUGAUGGACAUGAACACUGGGAUGCUCAAGGAGGAAGUCAGCGAAAUGAACAGGAGAGUUUCCGGCUUCUACAAUCCUCCAGCUUAUGAGAAGAGGCAGGGAACAGAGCCCUCCAGACGCUUCCUGAUGGACAUGAACACCGGCAUGCUCUUACAUGAAGUUGGCGAAAUGAACAGAAGAGUUUCCGGCUAUUACAAUCCUGAAGCUUAUGAGAUGAGGAAGGGAACUCAAAAUUCUCACGCCACUCUGGUGGAUCUCAGAGCUGGACAUAUUCUGCUGUCGGUAAAUGAGCUGCAAAGGAGCACAGCACCAUUGGAUGAGUUCAGACAAGGCACUGAGUACCAUCCGUACAUCCUACAGGAGCUCAGAAUGUAUUACAUGAUAAAACCAGCUCUUGUUUAGAAGAGAUGAGAGAGUUCGACUGUGUUUGUACCAUAUGACUGCAUGAAGACCAAGAAGCAAGUUUUACAAAAGCUGUCAUCCAUCAAAUGUAACUGUCUAUCUAGUACACUUUACUGCUAAUUUCAGUGGUUUCAUGCAAUAAAAUUGUCAUGCAAUAUUUGAACUGACCUCCUACAUGUACUCAUAAUCUACAAAAUAAAUGCAUUAACAAAA